GCGAAACCAGAACGAGUCCAGCUCGUUUUCCGCAUCCAGUUUUCAUGUCCUCUGACAGACGCUACUACUUCGGAGCGGAUCUGGAGGACAAUGGGGGUGCCAUCUGCCAGGACAACGGCAACAACAACAACCACGAACCGGAAGUGGACAAGGACGACCAGGAUGCGGACGACUCGGAGUUCCUGCAGGACGUGCCCUACUCCUCGAGCAGCAUCGACCGCAGCUCGGUGGGCUCCAUUCCGUGGGCGGACGACGCCAUCAAGAAGAACCUGCUGGACUGGGAGCGAGUGGAGCGGCUGAUGAGCGGCGAGGAUCCGCUGGCGGAGCUGCCGGAGCCGGAGUUGCGCAACGAGAUCGCCGACUGGCACCGCAAGUUCCCCAGCCUGCUGGGCCGCAGGACUCGUCCGCUGCGACACCACAGUUUCGAUAGCCAGACGCGAGAGGACAUCGACUCGAUUUCAAAUCUCAGCCUGAACUCCCUGGACGACGACGACGUGGAGGAUGACGACGAGGAGGCGGAGGAUGGCUUUCUCACGCCCAAAGCGGAGGAACCGCCGCCGCAGCAGUCCCACCAUCGUCCCUACUUGCGUCCCAGCCAAACGAAGCUGGUGGAUCUACUGGACAGGGAUCUGCGGGUCACCUCCGUCUCGGUGAAGCUGCUCAAGCGCCAACGCAGCCAGCUGCCCAUCUCGGCCACCACCCAAUCCUCGGCCCGCCUGCGCAUGCCGCCCAUCCUGAACGUGCUGGACACCAACCGGCGCUUCCGGGGAUUGCUCAACAACCGAAGCUUCGUCCAGCUCACCCAGGUGCAGCAGAAGGAGCAGCUGCAGCAUCAGAACCAGGCCAAGUCAGCGGUUUUACCUCACCAAAGCCAUCGGUCGUCCGCCUGGCACAUGCCCAUGGCGGCCAAUCGGUUCUUCAACAACAAGAACGCCGUGGUGCUGCCCUCGCUGAACCUGGGCAGGCACAGCAGGGAGUUGCUGGCCACCACGACGGCCACUUCGAGCCAGAGCAACUCGAGCGGCGGCGGCGGGCACAACAGUCACGGCCACAGCAACAGUUCCUCCCAACGCUCCACGCUGCAUCCGUUUGGAGCGACCAGCGUUUCCAGCAACACACCAUCCACGGGGCGGUCCAUCUCGGCGGCAGUGCAUCAUCCGCGAUCCGAAUUCGCCCCCAGUAGCGCCUUCUACAUACCCUACAGUGCCUCGAAAUUCAAAGCCUUCAAGUAACCUCAAGCAAUAAAACUGAACUCAAAGGAG
Drosophila takahashii is the source of this 1262-nucleotide messenger RNA. RefSeq lists its product as uncharacterized. Lineage: Eukaryota; Metazoa; Arthropoda; Insecta; Diptera; Drosophilidae. The record is from RefSeq and is a predicted model, not a curated record.